Messenger RNA from Chenopodium quinoa (quinoa), 552 nucleotides. RefSeq lists its product as uncharacterized. The transcript has 2 exons. The coding region runs from base 1 to 552 and encodes 183 amino acids. NCBI's taxonomy places the organism in Eukaryota, Viridiplantae, Streptophyta, Magnoliopsida, Caryophyllales, Amaranthaceae. The record is from RefSeq and is a predicted model, not a curated record. Gene Ontology annotation, molecular function: nucleic acid binding.
AUGGUGGAAGUCCUAGAGGAAAGGAGUAUCGCCGAAAAGGAGCAAGUGAACUACAUUGGGCAGCAGCGAGCUUGGUUCAUAGACAUUCUGGCAUACAAGGUUCAUGGCUCGCUACCAGACGACGAAGUGCAAGAUAAGAAUGUAAAGAAAGACGCCAAUUGGUACGUGAGAAAGCUGGAGGAGCACAAGGGCCAAUGGGCUGACCUAGUCCUAGAGGUCCUAUGGGAAAACAGAACCACUAAGAAAGAGUAUACUGGUAAAAGCCCUUUCACACUGGUCUAUGGAGCUGAUGCAGUUGUCCCAAUGGAAGUGCAGAUUCCUAGCCUGAGGAUACAGCUUUAUGAAAAACAAAGAAACAAAAAGCGCAUGCUAGAAGAGCUAGACAUCCUGCCGGAAGUAAGGCUAAAAGCAACCCUAGAGUUGGCAGCCCAGAUUUCCAAAGCUUUCAAUAAGAUGGUCAAGCACAAGGAGCUCCUGCCUGGAGACUUGGUCCUUAGAAGGAAAGCAGCACUAGGAAGAGGAAAUCAGCAUGGAAAGUUGUCAGCCAAUUAG